Messenger RNA from Rosa rugosa (rugosa rose), 897 nucleotides. RefSeq lists its product as uncharacterized. The transcript has 2 exons. The record is from RefSeq and is a predicted model, not a curated record. The coding region runs from base 1 to 897 and encodes 298 amino acids. Lineage: Eukaryota; Viridiplantae; Streptophyta; Magnoliopsida; Rosales; Rosaceae.
AUGCAAGACAGUUUCAGCUUCCGAGUAGGCAAGACCUUCGACUCUCUACCUGGUUCAUGGUCCCUUGGAGAUGAGAAAAUCGAUAGAAGGGAAUUACAGGAAGAAGAACGUGGUUGGUUCGGUCAAUCUUCCGAGUCUAAAGCCAACCCUAAGACUAAGCCAGAUGAUUAUGAUGAGGAGCAGUGGGAAAUUAAAACCUCUAUUGGCUUAGACCUCACACUCGACUCCGAGGACGAGGAAGAUGGAUAUGAUAAAUUGGCUGUUGGAAUGGAAGACUCUAUAGAUCGUCCUGAUAUGAAUGAGUACGUAAACGACGACGAUGAGACAGACAGUGAUGAGGUUCCCAAUUUGCUCAAGGGUUUCUCUGGAGACCCACUUGAAAUUGGCAUAAAAUCGCUUUUGAAGAGGACGAGUAUUGAUGAUCAAUUAGUCUCAUCUACAGUAGAAAAACGUGUUCGAUUUCGAGACGAAGAGGAGCAUGAAGGAUCAAAAGAUCGUUGGUCUGCAGCGGUUCCAUAUUACAUACGGAAUCCAUCAAGAUAUACACAUUAUACGUUUGAUUCAUCUAGAGACAUGGAUGACAAAUCCAACGAGCAAGCCUAUUUGAACUUCCGUAUGCAAUUUUCGAGAUUGAUGAAGUCAGAUACUAUGGAAGCCGAGGAAGUUGCUUGUAUUGCUGUUUCAAAACCAGUCGCAUUGGUACCAAGAAAGAAAUCAACUGAUGCUAGUAAGGAACUUGCGCCUUGUAGAAUCAGGCCAAUUGCUUUUCCAGACACUGAUGAUUGUGAGAUGGAGGAAGAUGAACCGGUGACAGGAUCAAGCAGUGGAAGAGCCGUCGUGCGGAGAACUAUCCCCCGCCAGUUUCGUACAAACACCAGCUUAAUUGGAGUUGGAUGA